GCGACCGCUCGGCGUCCCCGCAGAAGUGUACACUGAGUCUGCGAGGUGGGCUGUCGGACACGGCCACCCGGAGAAAUCCCAGGGAAAAAAAAGGGCGAAAUCUAGACAAUGAGCACGUUGUAUAAGCGCGUCUAAGUCGCGACCGAGGAGGCCUCAUGCCAAAGAGGGUAAAAAGCAGCUCUUCCUCGGCGGGCGCGGCGGCAGGCGUGAAUAAGGCCUGGGAGCCGGCGCUCAUAGCCGCCCCUUUCCAAGAGGAGAGCUGGAGGGCCGACGUCUCUUUCGUUGUUGGAGGGAGCGCGGAGGAUGAGGAGCACAUUAAAGCCCUCGUCAUGGCCGCGGGGGUGCCUUUGCGGAAGCUCUUCAGCGUGGUCACCUGGGACGGACUGAUGGACAAGAUCAAUGAACUAGGAGUCGCAAAGGCAAAGAAACCUAAAGACGUCCCCAUGUUUUCGGAGGUUACAGAGUCUGCAAAAUGCCUCCUGAGUGCAGGGGACGAGCUGCCAGCGCAUCUCAUUGGAAAGCUCUUGAAGUUCCAGCUGCUUGCUGCAAAACACGCUGACCUACAAAGACGAGCAGCGGAGCAGAAGGCUGCAGAGGAUAAAGCGAAGCCCAAGACAGGAGGCCCCCCAGCGAAGGAGAAAGCGGACAAUAAAACCCCCGUGAAAGGCGACAAAGCCAAAAAGGGCCCGGAGCCGCCUCCUCCCGUUAAGGAGACUAAGCUCAAGCGAAGAGGAGAGGAAGACGACACAAAUAAAUAUAUUGACGAUGAACCGGACGACGGCCCAGAGCACUACGUGUUGAUCGUGGGUUUCUGCCAGCCUCAGCUGGUGGCCAUCCUGGACGAGCUGGGGGUUCACGUCUCCAACGUCAUCAAAGUGACCUCGGAGAGCUACGACACCUCAAAGGCUCCCGAGGAGUCACUUGCUCUGCAGGAGUGUGCUCCCCCAGCAGCGGACCAAUGUCCUCUCACAGCCCCUGACGCCCAGGAUCUGAAGAAAAAGAAGGAUUUAGAGAUGUUCUGGAAGUACCUGGAGCCAAUUUUGAACAGUGGGAAACCCCAGUCAAAGCUCUUCGAAGUGGCGAGGCUGCAGUAUGUGGUGAAGGAUGCCAUCUUACCUCAGGACAGGAGCAACAAAGAGAUGAUGCUGGAGUUUGGAACAUUGCUGUUUGAGGACAUUGCUUGUCUGAUCUAUGACAGCCUAGACUGGAGGAGACAACACCUCAAUUAUCUCAAUAACAUGAAGCUGAUCAAUGUUCCAGCUGUAGCUAAAGGAAAUGGCCAGACAGAGCAAAUUUCAGCGGCUGAUAUUGCCAUCACAACAGCACAGACACCAACUACAAGAAAGAAGCCGGUACAAGAUGAACUGCCACAACCAAUACAAGAUUCCCCUGUGCUCACCACUGACGUGGACAUGCGAUAUUACAAUGACCUGCUGGGCUUGAUUCCCCCAGAGAGUGUAUCUGUGCCUUUAAUUCUUCACUGCAUGCUUGAACAGGUUACUGCAACAGAAAAUGAUGUCCUUCCUUUAUCUGAAAGAGCACCGGAACCACAUCCUGAUGAACUGGACGAUAGUAUUGCAAAUUGCAUGUUAUCAACAGUGCUGAGUCUCUCAAUUUCAGAAGAGGAGAAAAAGAAAUUAUUAAAAGAUUUCAAUAUUCAAGAAAGACAUCUAAACCGUAAGAAGCGUGUGCGUCCCUUGCUCCUGAACUGUCAUGAUGAGCGAGCGCUGAGGCUGCACCACCUGAACAGUGAUGAAAUUUUUGAUCCAGUAAAAGCUGAAGAACAAAUGUUUAAAAAGAUGCCAGCGUCAAAAUUCCUUAAUGUACCACAGCCUUCUAGUGAAAAGCCGUGGUCGACCAGAAUUCAGGAACUCAUUUAUUUUUGUACGGAUGAGUCCCUGAGCUGGCCAGAAGUUGAAAGAGCCUUCAAUCAGUUUGUGUUUGAAGGCAUGAAGCUGACAGGGGUGGAUGAGCGUGGGUGCCUGGUGGAGACCGGGGUGGGGAAUCCAGGGGCGCUGCCCUGGGCUGAUCCUGUCUCGUUUGCAAAACAGAUGAGAAAACAAAUGACAGAGAACAAGGAGAUAAAGAGCACAAGAGGCAGUGAAACUCUGGUGCACAGUUCUGAGAGAGAGGGCCGGAAACCCUACUGCAGGUCAGACAGCUAUGUGCACUUUGGCAACGAUGACCCGGAGCCUGAAACAUUUCUGAAGAAUAAGGAAUUAGAAGAAAGGUGUCAGUCCAUCAGAACCGAUAUUGAGGAAAUCCAAAAGGCUCAGAUUCGAUCAUUGAGAGACUGGUACUUUGCAGAGCACUACGAACCGAAUGUGUUUUUACAGGUUCUCCAGAAUGCUUCCCAAACGUAUGGAUGCACUGAUAUGUACCAUCGCAUGCAGGAUAACUCGCUGUUCUUGGUCUUUCACAACCCUAUGAACCAGCAGCGGCAGAGCAGGGAGUUCUGGGAUAUGGCCCUUCACUCGGACGUUGGGUUUAGAAACUACCUGGAAAAUGUUGCCGACUCGAUUUGCGACUGGGUGAGGGAAGAGGAAGUGAAGAGGCGAGCUUCCCUGUGCCUGAGAGCAGCAGACAGCCAGGCGUCACAGCCGCCCGCCGCUGGUGCGGCCAGGUCCAGAUCCGCCACGCCGAAGAAGAAGGUCAAACCCCCGUCUCCGAAGAAGACCGGGAGAUCACCUAGUAGGUCACUAAGCAAAACUGAAAACACUACUGAACCUCAGUCAGCACGGAACCCAUACACGCGUGAAGGUUCACUUAAGGCAUGGAAGGAAGAGCAGGAGAGACUGAAAGAGGAGGAGUCUGCAAAGAAAGAGAAGAAAGAAAAGGGGGGAAAGAAGAAAGCGGACAGAUCAGAGUCAGCUGACAGCAAAAGAGCCCCGUCUUCUCCCAAGAAAUCGUCCCGAGACCGAAGAAAAGAGGAGCCCGUCAAAACCCCCGAGCCUGCUGCAGCUCAAGAGCCCGACACAGCAGCAGACCUGCCUCCCGAAAGGGCCUAUAAAUUCACGGGCUACAAUAUGGGUGACAACCUGAUUCAGGUUUCCGGACAGGUUCAGUCCCUGUUUCCAUCUGACGGGGGACGUAUUAGAGUGGAAAGCACACGUUUUGUCCAAGGUAUAUCCUUAAUAGAGGUGAAUGUGAUAAAAGACAAACAUCACUUUUUCAUCCACGUCACUGACCCAAAGAAAGAUUUGGAGGAUAAACAAAAACCUGAGACGAAAAACGAAGCCGUCUUUGCUCAUAAAGAAGAAUGCCCAAAACAAAAGAAAAGAGUGAGUAAAUUUGGGUCCUUCUCUGCCAUGCUUGAAAAUGGAAUGCAUCUCUCCUUCAGCAACUACGGCUCCUCAGGUGGAGGCAGAGAUGACAAAGACCCCCAGCUGGAAUCGGUGCUGGACAUCCCUUCCGUCUCCACACCCUCCCCUGUCCCCUCCACCUCCGUGUCUCCCUCCACCCCGGGGAAAAGAGCCAAGUCCCCCCGGGCCAAGUCUGGGCGCUCGCCCAAAGGCUCUCGGGCCAGAGGGGGCGCUACGCCACCCCUUCCCGUCGAGGACCGCCCGCGGCAGGAGGACACGGCGGACGGGCUGAAACUCGGGGUCGAUGUUGAGCCCCCUGCCACAGAGUCUCUCAGCGGAGAAUCUGCAGACCUCCCUCCGUUCCAGCCUCUGAGUGUUUCUGCACCGAAUGGGCUGGUAGUGAAGUUCUUUAGUGAAAUGUCAGCAGGUUUAAGAGCAGAUUCCCUGCAGGAGUCGCACAAAAUCCUAGUGAGACAGAGUUUCCCAAUCCCCCACAGUCAUCUCUAUCGUGACCAAAUGAGCGAACUCUCGCUGAUCCGAGAAGUGUCAAGAGUCAUAACCAGCCAAGGAGCUGUGAUCAAGUACAUGCGGAACGGUUCUGCUGAGGUUCUUUUUGCUGACGGUACUGUGAGCAAAAGCUCCAAUUCAGGGCCGAUUUAUAAACCUCCUCCUGACUCUCCUCCACCCCGUGGUCCCGAAGAAGAAACUCCUGUUAAAAAGGAGUCAAAAGAACAGAAGCCAGAGGUGAAAGAAGUCGCAGAUAAGAAAGGAAAGCACACCCAGAAGACAAGUACCGCUGCACUUAAGACAGAACUGAACGAGGCCAGUGUUUUGGAUCAAAAGGCUGAAGUGGGCUGCAGUGUUGAAUCCCCAGAGGAGACUUGGGUGACCACAACACCAUCUGGCCUCAGGGUGGCAACCGAAGGAAAUCGGAGUAUUGAAAUGAAGCACGCUCUGGCUUACAAAGCCACAGACCCAGUCACUGGGGCAGUUAUGAUAACCCGAGAUGAUAAAGUAGUCACUGUGUUGGAAAGGGAUGGAACUGUCAUUGUGGAGCAUGCUGAUGGGACCAGAAUCACCACUCUGGACCAAGAUGUUGAAAUUCCAGUGACUGACGACCACCAAGAGACAGGUGAAGAUGUACCAACCAUCUCUAAAAAAGCAAAACAUAUUUGGAUAGAGUGUCUGGGAUUUGCCACUGUGAUACUGAACUGUGACGACUGCACAAGCACAGCUGUUUUUGGAGAUGGAACUAAAAUAACAGCUCACCCUCAAGGAUCUUACAAGGUCUUACCAUCAAGCACAGGGUGUCUCAGCAUUUACCCAGAUGGCCAGGCAGUGUACAGCUCCAAACCAGAUUGUGAUGUAACACUGGCCCCUAUUGGUACCAACUUGGAACUGCAAUCUGGAAGCUACAUCAUGCGACACACCACAGAUGUUAUCUGUGAGGUUAUGGAUCCAGAGGGAAACCUCUUUCAGGUGAUGGUAGAUGGACAAACCUCAACUGUCAUCUCCAGCACAGAAGAUGGCACAGAGGAAGAGGAGGGUCCAGAGUCUUCGGAGCCCAGGCAGGAUUGCAAACAACACUCACCAAGAGCCUUCAAUCGUGACAGAUUCUUCAUUGCUCAUGCCGACGGCUCCGGAACAGAGCUGCUGCGCUCCCGAGACGUGGAGGCCGCUCUGUCCGAAGCCUACAGCGACCCUUCGACCGCAGUGCUGAAGGAGCCCCUGUCUGAACUCGCAGGGGUCCUCGGAUUGACGAUCCUCCGGCCAGGCCCAGAGGGCGCGUGGUCCCGAUGGCUCGUCCGGAGUGAAGGAGACAUUGUCCCUCCCAACCUUAAGUCUAGGAAAUGGAACGAUUUCCCUUCCAGAGAGAAGAAGAAGUCUGGACCUCCCUUCGGGACCUCUCUUGGGAAGGGGCUGUACUUGAACGAAAUAUCAGUGUCUGCUCCUUCUGCGCCUGUAUUUAAGUGUCCUGAGGUGAUUGAAAUUCGCCACCUUAUCCAGUAUGACCCCAUGAGCAGCACCCUGAGGAGGAAGAUGGAACUGCGAUUAAAGGUACUUAUUUCAGCCAGUGUGAAUGCACAAAUAGACCAUAAGUCGUCGAGGUCUCUCAUCAAUUAUCAAAAGGUAGCCAGGUCUUUGCUGUUAAAACUCUUACUUUAAUCUACCAUCUG
Lepisosteus oculatus (spotted gar) is the source of this 5479-nucleotide messenger RNA. The record is from RefSeq and is a predicted model, not a curated record. Lineage: Eukaryota; Metazoa; Chordata; Actinopteri; Semionotiformes; Lepisosteidae.